Triticum aestivum (bread wheat) is the source of this 1140-nucleotide messenger RNA. RefSeq names its product cytosolic sulfotransferase 5. The coding region runs from base 17 to 1036 and encodes 339 amino acids. Gene Ontology annotation, molecular function: sulfotransferase activity. The transcript is spliced from 2 exons. The record is from RefSeq and is a predicted model, not a curated record. NCBI's taxonomy places the organism in Eukaryota, Viridiplantae, Streptophyta, Magnoliopsida, Poales, Poaceae.
UCACCUCAUUCAGCAGAUGAGAUGCUUGGUAGCGAAACGUCUAGUCUCCUCCAUGGCCCCGUGGCGUUCAAGGACGCCGACGACGGCACCAUCCCAGUGCACCCUCCCCGCCGCCGUCGCGUCCCUCCCGACGAACCAGAACCAUGCUAGCAACAGCAAGCUGAAGCGGCGCUGCUACCAGGGCGUGUGGGUGCGAGAGGAGUGGGCACCAGGCAUCAUGGCCAUGCAGCGCAGCUUCGCGGCGCGCCCCGGCGACGUGGUUCUUGCGAGCGUUCCCAAGAGCGGCACCACGUGGCUCAAGGCCUUGACGUUCGCCACGAUGGCCCGCGCCGCGUGCCCGCCGGCUAGCCCCGCCCACCCGCUCCGCCGCCUCAACCCACACGACUGCGUGCCUCUCGUGGACAGGCUCUUCGCCGUCGGCCGCGACGCUGUGCUGGACGCGCUGCCCUCGCCGAGGCUCAUGUGCACGCACAUGCCGCUGUCGGUGCUGCCGCCGUCCAUCUCCGGAGGACCCCACUGCAAAAUCGUCUACAUUUGCAGGGAUCCAAAGGACAUGGUGGUAUCGUUGUGGCACUUCGUCAAUCGUGCUCAACCUGACAUAUCGCUCCAAGAGAUGUUCGAGACUGUCUGUGAGGGCACAAGUAACGGCGGGCCAUUUUGGGAUCACAUCCUCGGAUACUGGAGGGCAAGCAAUGCAGAGCCAAGCAGAGUGCUUUUCCUGACCUACGAGCAGAUGCUUCAGGAUCCGCUCGACAAAGUCAGGAAGCUAGCUCAGUUCCUUGGGAGGCCAUUCUCUGACACAGAGGAGGAGGCCGGUGUCGUUGCAGAGAUUGUUCAGCUCUGCAGCUUGGAGAAUCUGAAAAAUUUAGAGGCGAACAAGAAAGGCUCCCAAGGAGUGUUCUUCAAGUUCUCGCAUGACUCCUAUUUCAGGAAUGGGGUGGUGGGAGACUGGGUGAACCACUUGACACCUGAGAUGGCUAAACGUCUGGAUGCGAUAUGCAAGGAGAAGUUUCGUGGGUCAGGCUUCACUUUCUAGUGAUGCUAGUUACACUGGCGGAGCUUGACUGCAAUGUCAGGGGGGCCAGAAGCAAAGUAUACAUGUUUAUAGGGGCUAAUGAGAAUACUUUGUUCUAAUUAUGC